GAGGAACACACCACGUUGGAUAGCGUUUUGUUAAAUUGUGGUUAAAUCAAUCGCCGUCGUCGAAGUCACUUCUGUCAUGGGACGUAAAAAGAAGAAGGCUACAAAGCCCUGGUGCUGGUAUCCUUUAACACUUUACUUAUGUUCAUGUGAUUGUAAAAAUUGUUAGGGUGACAAAGCAAAUUGUUCAGACUUCAACUUAAAAUAUCCAGCCGGCUGGCUGGCAGGUUUGAAGUUCAAUUACGUCGUUCCUCGCACUUUUUUCGGAGAAGUAAAGCUUAAAUCCCGUAAAAAGCGAAUCGAAUUCGAGAUUUUCUCCCUAGCUAUGUAACUGCUGAAAUUUUAGCUGGGUAGCUGUGAUUCUUCUUCAAGAAGGAACAAUUUGAUCAGUCAAUUUUUUAACAUUCAUAAAAGUCUGCAUAGUUUUAAAUUAUUUUUCUUGUGUUUGAAAGGUAUAUAAUAAGGUAAACUGAAGCUCAAAGUUGAAAUAAGCUUUUCCAGUCGGAAGAUAAAAGCAGCAUGAUGUGAAAGAUUUACCGAAACUGUACUGCCACAUUCAGUUGUUACCAUAGAAGUAUUUUUAUGCUGUCAUGUUGUGGGUGGAUUCACCUUGUGUUGUUUUCAAAAUUUUUGUGAACACCUUGACCACACUAAAGGUAUUGUAAUCGUGACUUUGAUGAAGAAAAAAUAUUAAUCCAGCAUCAGAAGGCCAAACAUUUCAAAUGUCCUAUUUGUCACAAGAAGUUAUACACAGGCCCAGGGUUGGCAAUCCACUGCAUGCAAGUUCACAAAGAAACUAUAAGUACUAUUCCCAACUCUGUACCAAACAGAGGAGACCCAGAAAUAGAGAUCUAUGGCAUGGAGGGUAUUCCAGAGAAAGACUUGAAAGAACGUCAACAGAAGGGGGGAAAUGCUGGUGAUGGUAAGUGCAACUUUUAGAAGAGGUGGGAAAAGAAAAGGGUAGAAGUUGGCAGGAUGCUUGCAUGAACACUGUGAUUGCUAAGCUCACUAAACCCUGUAACUCCUAAGAUCUCAUUAGUAAUUCUCCUACUGUCUGCCUAAUGAUUCUCAUUAUGUUAGUUUGGAGAAUUUGGUAUCAGAUCAACAAGUAAUCCCACACUCAAUAUUUUUCUUUAUUCUCAUCAUUUGUCUGCAUGAUACUGUAUCGAUAUAGUAAGGAGAAAUUCUGCUUUGGUCACUCACGGGAGUUAAAGGGUUAAGAGAGUCUUUGUGGCUCAUUGGUAGAACAAACAAGGGUGAGAUUCCAGUGUCUGAUGUAGGGAACUUAACAUUUUUUCUUCAUACUGUGCUUGCUAUAGAACCAAAAAACAUCUGUCUCUGUGAAUGAUUUGUACACACUGUGUAGAAACCAAAGGAUACUUGUCUAGAGAGAAGGGAAGAAAACUCUCAAUUGUAUUUUCAUAUAGUGCUUAAUUUAAGUCAAAGAAUAAUGGAUCACUUGCAUUUAGUUCUCAUUCAAUUACAAUGGUUCCAAGGAUGUUAUUCCUCAUUCUUCAAAUAGUGUGGUGAAGUGGGAUUCUCAGUGGCACUGUAAUCUGUCAGUGAUCCUUCAAUUGGACAGUUUUCACUAAAUGUUAUGAUGGCAUCAUUAACAUUCAGCAACUAGCAGAUUUUUUUUAUUUUGACUCUAACCCCUGAUUAUUCCAUGUCAGUGCUGAACAGGAUCUUUACUCCAUGUGACUAGGAAUGUAUUUAAAGUCUAGCCAGUGUUAGGCACCAGUGACCUACCCAGCUAGAGGUUACUCCAGUUUUUACUCUACAAAGUGAUAAAGAUCUUAUUGCUCCAACUGGAUAGGUGCCUAGUUAAUUGGAUGUCUUAAUUUAGUUUUGUUAUGUUGUAGAUGAUGAACCAGAGAAAAAGAAAGCCAAGACUGAGAAUCAGCCACAAACUUCAGCAGUGCCUGCAGCUGUACCUGGGGCCAUACCAAUGAUGCCUAUGAUGCCUGUGCCAGGAAUGCCAGUUCCUCCAGGCUUCCCUCAAAUGCCCUUUGUUCAGCCAAUGCCAGGUAAAGAAAUUGUAGAGGAUUUAGGAUCUGGGGAAUAUUUAGAUCAAGGAGUAUCACUUAAUAAUAGAAUGUGUAUUCAAUCUCAAGUAUUUUAAUUAAAUUAUAUGAGUGGAUAAUUAGUGUUCAAGAUUCAAUUGUGAAGUGUUGCAAUCAUAACACAGAAAGCUGGUUAUUCAAGUUGAUGGGCAAUUAAAUUACUGGGCCUCUAUUUAGGACAAAAAGUGUUUACACAAGAAAGGUUGGUUGUAGAACAGGGUGUCAGAGACCAUUACCUUGAUGAAGUUCUUUUGUUUCAACUGCAGGUGCACCACACAUGCCACCUGUCGCAUUUCCAGGUCAGCUUCCUGUUCACAUGCAGAUUCCUGGGUAUGUUGUUACAUGUCAUUCUGGUUUUGAAGUAACUUUAUUCAAUGUAUUAGCUAUGCAUUAUGGUCUAACACUAAGUGACACUGACUAGUCAAUUCUUGGGAGAAACUGAAAAUUAUAAUUUAGUAAAUGUAAACAUUUCAAUCAAUUUUUUUUUAACUGUUUGUUCAACAUUGAGCUGUGGCAUGCAGCCUUAGCAUUUUCCUUUAUUUUCUUUCCUGAAGCAUGCCAAUCCCACCACACGGAGUGCCCCCAAACACUGUCCCACCAACCAGCACAGCUACUGCCCCUGGUCAACCUCAACUUCAAAAAGGUCCUGUUAUUGGGCCUCAGGUACCCAAUACCAAACCCCUCUUCCCUGCUGCACAGGUAAGUUAAUUUUUUUCCUUCCAACAGGGAUUGUCUCCUUUCCCUUCUCUAACAGUAAGUACAUGAACAUAACUUGUAGUCUUUAGUACUACUAGUGCAUUUGUAGAAGUAAACUCUCACAAGUUUGCACUAAUGGAUGAAAUAAAGACCCAUGUCCAAAGGAGAUAUGAUUCAAACAUACCAGUAAUCAUUUUCAUGUCAAGAUACCAAUUUAAAAAAAUUGUGCCUGAAUCAAAUCUUUAACUCAUUGGUGACAAGAGUCUUAAAUUAUAUGUGGCUACAGUAAGAAGUAUCAAUUUUAAGUUCCCUAUUGGUUUCCUUAAAAAAAAAAAAAAGGAAAUAGUUUUUCUGUUUGUUUCAAAUAUUCUUCAGAUUUGAAGAGAAAUCAAAAGCAAUUAUCUAUCUGAGUACAUGUAGUGUCAUGUAUAACACAGUACCCCUUAUUCUCAGAAAUGUCACAAAGAAAAUGGGAUCCUUAUUAUUUAACAAUUCUGUUGUUGCAUGGAACAUGCAACAUCAGUAGGUCCAUCCAAAAUGCAGAAAAGGAUUACUUGUUUUACUACUGGUCAGAGUGAGUGAGUGAGUUAAAUUUCCAACAUUUUGUUUUCUUCAAAUGCAUACUUUAAAAAGUGAUGUAACACUUUCAACAGGAAGUACAACUUUUUGUUAUUUCAUCAAUUUGUUGAUCAGUAGCUGUUUCAUUUUCCCCUACUGAAUGGUUCCUCUCUACCAUGGCUUUGUCCUUUUUUCUUCCAUGGCCUGUAUCUUACAAACCUACUAUCUACUAGUACUUUUGUUGGUACAGCUCAUUCCUAUACAAUUUAAUAUGGCUCUCUCUCUAAAUCUUUUUGAAAACAUUAUCCUCUUUAUUUUUUUCUCUGAUAAGAAUGUAAAUGGAGCUGCAAAAUCCAGUGCUUCAUCUGGCCCUGUGGGUGCUGACUUCAAACCACUUCUUUCAACGGCCACAGCCACGAGUUAUCAAAGCCCACCAGUCACAUCAACUGGUAAGUAUUUGAGUGUCAUUUUUUUCUUCUUACUGAGAAGUAUUUCUUGGUUGGUGGAAACUUGAGGUAUCUACUUAGCUUGAGACAGCUGUCAAGUGUGACUAGAUUAAAAGAAAGUUGUUAUUUUAAACUUAAGUAAUGUGACUUAAAUGACCAAAGCUGAUUAAGUUUACUCUUCAGGUAAACCAAUUGUACCACCUCCUACUUCUGCUCCUGUUGUUACCAAGCCUGCUACCAUAGUUGCACCAGGAGCAACAAGCCGUUUGGUUCAUCCUGAUGAAGAUAUUUCACUGGUAGGAGAGAAACCUUAAAACAUGCUUUCCUUUGUUUGUUCUUGGCUAGCCAGUGUUUUGAUAACCACUUGUUCUUCUUAAGAAGACGACGUCAAAUUUUGUUUCACAAAUUACUAAUAAGUAGGGUUGCAACUAGAGGCUUGCAGCUAUUGUAAACUUCACCAGUUUGUUUCCAGAUGGUGCAGGUCAUCUGCAAAAGUUGAUAUCCAGCACCACUUACUUAAAAACUGAAGCAGUGAGCAAAUGAGGGGAGUUUAAACUGAACCUGUUUCAACAUUCCUAUUACAGGAAGAACGACGGGCAUCGCAUCCUAAAUAUGCACCAAAGACACCCAGUCUCCCAUCAUCUAACCCUGUUACUAUGGUUAGUGCCCCACCUAUGCAGAUGCAGGCACCUGGAAGUCAUCCAAGCAUUGCUCCAAUGCCUCUGAUGGCCAACUUGCCACAACCCCCUAUUUCCAUGUCAUCAGCACCCACAGGGCCACCACAAGGAGGGCCUUCUCAGGGAGGACCUAUACAUGGAGGGCCAGGAGGACCCAUUCCCAGGGGCCCUGGAAUGGGCCCACCUGGAAUGCGGCCACCUGGAUUUCCACCCCACAUGCCUGGGCCACCACCACAUCAACAAGGAAUGCCACCAGGGAUGCCACCAAGGCUUGGUCCACCUGGCAACUUCUCAGGACCACCAUCUCUCAUGGGGGCACCUCCUGGCCCAGGAGGGCCUCCUCGUGGACCUCCCCCGAGAGGAGGACCAGGACUUCUUGGGCCACACCCUGGCGGUAGGCCACCUAUGAGAUUACCUAUGGGUGCACCUAGACGAUUUUAAGAUUGUAAAAUUAAUUCAACUAGGAUUUUUCAGAAAUGCCAGAUAAAUGUUUCAUCUGAGGGAUAGCUGCAUGGCAUAUCGCACUACUUGUUGUUUUUGUAUAGUUAUUCAUUCAUAUAGUUAGUCAUUUUCUGACCCCAUGCUUACGUUAUCAAGACUCAGAUGUUGAAAGCAUUGCCUGCAGUCAUUUUUUUCUGAUUUACCAAGUAUGACACAAAUCAAAUUAUCAGCAUGUGUUCCAAUUUAAUUAUUUCACUUGAAUUGGUGUCUAUUGUUCUGGAGUGGUCACAAGGUGAGUCUAUUUUUACAUAAGUAAAUUCUAACAGAUUUCUUUGCAGUAGUUUAUUGAGCAUCAAUGCACAUUCAGAAAUUAAAAGAGACAGCAGUAAAAUCUGAAACAAAGGAAAAGGAUUUUAUGUUUCUAAAACUAACAGUGCUGUGUUAAACUAAACAAGUGGAGCUUCACUUUUAUUGUUUCCUUUUUCAUCUGGCAUUUCUGUCAAAUUCUUAUUGAGCACAGUAAAAUAUUUUUUCCAUGUAUCCUCUUUUGAUAUGAAACAUUUUCUCUCCUAAGAAUGCUCUGUAAUGAUCCAAAUUAUUAUCUCUCAGAAUGUAGAGUAGAUAUAAUGAAAUGUUUGUUUAUUUACAUUAUUAAUUAAACUUUGCUCUCAGAUUCUGUACAAAAAGGUAGGUGCAAUAAAGGAUUUUAAAAUAUCAUUUAAGUAUUCAUAUCUCUUUUCUUGUUUUUUUCUCCUUGUCUUGGCUAGGGGUAGGUUAGCAGCAUGAUUUGAUUUAAGUAGAAUCAUAUUUGUGUCAUGAGGCCAGUUUAGAAACGUUAAAAUUGUACUUGAAUCAAAUCUCAUGCUUAUAUGCAUAUCAGUUGUGGUUAUAAGGAAAAAAAAUCAACAUUUGAUUCUCCAUCAAGUUUCAAAAACAAAAAAUAAAUCUACAGCUUUGGUUUAUUUAGUCUGAUUCAAACUGUCUUUGGAGUUACAGAAAAAAUUAAAGCAAUUAUCUAAGUGAGGACUCUUGCACUUUCUGUACCAAUGUAGUGUUUCUACAUAUAACUGUUCAUGUAGAUGUUAAACAUUAAUUAAAUAAAAGUGACUCUUAAGAGCAUAGCAAAAUUUUGGAAGAUAGUAAGGUAGGUGCGGUUUGUAGAUUCUGUUUGACUAAACAAUUGCUCUUAAGAGCGGAACUUGACUUGUAAGUUACAAAAUAUUAAGUUAUUUUGAAAACUUUUUUGUUUGAUUUAGUGUUGUCCAUCAUAUAAUUUGUAUUUGGAUGUGCCAGUGAUCUCUUGAAAGCUUCAGAAGUUGUAAGUUCCCCUCCUACCCCACCCCACCUUCAACUCUAAUUCCACUGAUUUGUUUGUUCAUAAGAAAUGUCUCUCUAUUAGCAGUUUUCUCUAUUCUGGAGUUUCCAAUAAGUCACAUUAGAUUUCUUCACAUCUUAGCUGCUAAGGUCAUAUCUAAGUACCUAGUGAUUUCUUACAUGCUUAAGAAUUAUUAGGGAAGUGCACAUUGCAAGGUAGGGUUGGUGAUUUAAUAAUUCAUGUGCACUUAGCUUACUCUGGCGGAAAUUUCCAACCAUAUUCAAAUUACUGGUGGAAAGGUAGGACCACGUUUUUCAGGUUUGGCUAUCUUGAAGUUUUUCAUUUUAGAUUAGAAUUGUCUAAAUUAUUAAAAUAAAAGAGUGGAAAGUUUACUUGCUGUUUUGUUGUUUACUUCUGUAUUUAUGCCUGUUUAUUUUUUUCCCAUUUUUUUCUAUCGACUCUCACAGGCAGGAAUAAUAAAACGGAUAGAGGAGUGGCGCCCAUAAACGGUGGUGUAUUAAAUUCUGUCUUGGAUUUUAGUUAUUAAACUCGACACCUGUUGAUUAAAACCAACUUUGUGUUCUCAGAAAUGACGUUUUCUAAUUCUUUAUUUUCAUUGAAUGAAGGGAGAGAUGUUAAAUAUAAGUGACUGGUACAAGGACAGGAUUUACUCGGCCAAAUUUUCGUUCACACAAUAAUUAUACGUUCUGUUUUCCCUCCCGCUCGUUGGAUUAUAAGAAAGGCAAUAGUAGUCUUCAACAGUACUGAAGGGGGACAAGCGG
Pocillopora meandrina is the source of this 6975-nucleotide messenger RNA. Lineage: Eukaryota; Metazoa; Cnidaria; Anthozoa; Scleractinia; Pocilloporidae. The record is from the annotation of a GenBank genome assembly.